This is a messenger RNA of Durotheca rogersii, 2052 nucleotides long. RefSeq lists its product as uncharacterized. The coding region runs from base 564 to 1847 and encodes 427 amino acids. The transcript has 3 exons. NCBI's taxonomy places the organism in Eukaryota, Fungi, Ascomycota, Sordariomycetes, Xylariales, Xylariaceae. The record is from RefSeq and is a predicted model, not a curated record.
CCAGGUACAAGGAGAGGAGGGUUGGCCCUGUUUGCGGGCGGCAGCGACGUAGGUAAUGCAGGUAAGCAAAGUGGUGACUGCCAGGAGGACGCGGUCUGCUGUCUGUACGUACCUGCCUCUCGCUAUUUAAUGCCUACGUCGAGCUGGUAACCUGGCAACCCCUUCAAUACCUCUGCUUUCUUCCCUCCCCAGGUCCCCCGGUUUACAGGUCUGUCCUCGAUUGCCCGCCUACCAUCAUCUACCCGCAGCCGACUGGCCUCUUCACGCAUCUCGCAAACUGCUGCCGCCAUCCUCCCGUAGCAACCGCACCUGUGGGUUGACGGCGGGUAGACAGUUGCUGCUGUCCGAGCCGUGUCGUCUACGAGGGAUAUCGAUUCUCCACAAGCCGGUAGUAUUGCGAUAAGCUGUUCCGUCCAUCGGCAACUCGGAGCUCCUAGCCCGCUAUCCCCUACCCCCUACUUUGGACUUCCCCAGAGUCGACACACACCCUCGGGUCCGUCCCCAGCUGGCUCUUCCCGGUCCAACUACAGGUCUAGGUCCGCGUGCUCGCCGUAGAUCCCAGGAUGGCUGGGCCAUCCAACGCAAAGAAGAAGAGCAAGGGCCGGAAACGCAAAGGCAAGAAGAACGGCCCGGGCAACGGAAAGGAGGAGGCAGUCAAGCCGAGCGAAUCGGAGAAGGGCGGGCCGAGCAGCCCGGAGGAAAACGGCCUCGCCAAACCGGAGGAGAUUCGGCCAAGAGGCCCAGAGAAGAACGAACCAAGCAACCCAGAGAAGGCUGGACCAAGAUCCAAAGAGAAGAAUGAGCCCGUAACCCCAGAGGAGACCCAGCCAGAAACCCGGGGGAAGCGCAAACCCGACAACCCAGAGAAGACUGGACCAGAAUCCGAAGAGAAGAACGAGCCCGCGCACCUAGAGGAGACUCAGCGAGAAAUCCGAGAGAAGCACAAACCCGGCAACCCACAGAAUAAUCACGCUAGCAGUCCGCAGAGGGCCAAGAAGAAGUACGAGAUUAAUCGGCGUCACUCCCGCAAGUGCCAACGCAGAUGGAUAAACCGUCCUAACCCGCCCUUCAACACGGCCCCCCUACUCAAAGAGAUUGACAGGCUCCUCAGCCAGAUCAAGAUGGAUGUAGAGACCAACCUCGCAGUUGCAAGUGCCUUUUUGGAGCGAAUCUCCCGGGAAACCAUCCACAAAUUCGACAAGAUGGAUUUAAAGAUUGGGCUGGUAAGGUUGUUCAGAGAACUGGCUGACCGUGAGGUCGUGGAGCACGAGAGUCGCGCGCGCCAGGAGCUGGCCCGGGGUGAGCACCAAGAGAAGAAUGAAGGCUGCCAAAGUAAGAACAAGGGGGCUGCCGAGUACUUGUCUGAGAGGUUCCAUCAAUUCGGGAGAGCCUGGUUCGACGAUUCCGAAACGCAGUGGAAUGGGCCCGACCAAGAAUUCGCCUACGACUAUAACCCGGAGAGCGAGUUGGAGCCGUUGCGUCCCAUACUGCCUCCGGAGCAUGUCGAGAUAGUAAAGGCUUGCCUAGACAAGGUCUCGAACGCCUGCCUGGGACGGCCGACGGACGUACGCAAGCACUGUCGGUGCUUUGGAGGACCGAUCUACGUGCCUCCGGCCACCUACCGACUCGACUUCCUCUACGAGCAGCUCAGCGCCGAAGCGUAUGCCAGAUAUGUUUGGCAAGGUAUUAUGUCGGAUCGUAUUAUUCAUGAGGGGGGUGCUGCUAAGAGAGGGGCUGCAGCCAAAGGGCAGAAGGCUGCCCCCCAAAGCAGAAUACCACCGCCAUCGAGGAGGAGAAUGUCCAAGAGAAGGCGAGUAGUGAAUCGGAUAAUUCUAGCAAUGUCCUAGACCACCGCCGAUAUGCGAAUCUUGGUAGGCGAAUCUUGGCUCGUCUGCCACGACAAACAUGUGUGUAAUCUCUAGGGGUUUUGGUAACUACCUAAGGCACCUCUUCAGCCUAGGUACCUAGGUAGGUAGUAUACAUGUUAGGUAUAUUCGCUGUAUUCCUGUGUAAGGUGUGGCCUAAUCCUUUAAUGACCGAUUUUAAUCGUCC